GUGCAAUGAAUUUAUAGGAAUUUUCUGCUAUUUUGCGUCUGACAGUUGACGAGAAAAUGCCCGUUGAUAUUAAUCGAUUGACGGAAGGUUGGCUAGAACUAGAAAGUGACCCAGGUCUGUUCACGUUGCUCUUGGAAGACUUUGGUGUGAAGGGUGUCCAAGUGGAGGAGAUCUAUGAUCUGCAAAAGUCUCUAGAAGGCCCGGUCUAUGGCUUCAUCUUCUUAUUUCGGUGGAUUGAAGAACGACGAUCUAGGCGGAAGGUCGUGGAACAAGAUGAGAGCUUUGUCAAGGACGAGGAGAUUGUUAACAAUAUCUUCUUCGCCCAGCAGGUUGUCCCCAACAGUUGCGCCACUCACGCACUGCUCUCAGUGCUAUUAAAUUGUCCGAAUAUCCACUUAGGCACGACUCUGUCACGAUUGAAGAUGCAUACCUCUGGCAUGUGUCCAGAGAACAAGGGUUGGGCGAUCGGCAAUACGCCAGAAUUAGCUUGCGCGCACAACUCGCAUGCAAUGCCUCAGGCAAAGAGACGACAAGACAAGAACACUGGUGUUUCCACAGGUAGAUUUACCGGCGAGGCUUUCCAUUUUGUUAGCUACGUACCGAUAAAUGGUAGGCUGUUUGAGCUGGAUGGCUUAAAACCCUAUCCCAUGGAUCAUGGACCAUGGAAGGAACAUGAAGAAUGGACGGAACAAUUUAGACGUGUCAUAACUGAUCGUUUAGGCAUGGCAACUGGCGAACAGUUGCAAGAUAUCAGAUUCAAUUUGAUGGCCGUGGUACCUGACAGACGUCUCGCUAUUUCGCAUAAAUUAACGAUGCUGAAGACCAACAGACAGAUAGUCUUGGAAGCUUUGCAACAGUUGAUGAAAUUAAGUCAUCAAGAUGGCAACGUCGAGAAGAAUUCGCAUAAAGAGAUUGAUCCCGAUAAAGAGAAGCAAUAUGAAAAAAAAAACAAGACCGAGGAAGAAAAUGGAUUGUCUAAGACGGAGAUCGAAGAAUCGCCCACGAUUCCCACUAUUAAUGUUGAAAGAAAUAACGAUUCAGCGGUGGUUUUGGAUGAAUCGGUUUCUGGCAUCGCAUCUGGAAAAACCGAAUCCACUGGAAUGGAGAAAGUGGUGAUGUGCGCUCUGGAUUAUGCCACGCCGUUACGAAUUCAAACUUCACCAGCUCACAGCUCGUCCAGUACAGAUACAUCAUCAGAAAUCGGAUCGGCCUUCAACUCGCCCACUCAAGCUUGGGGAUGGAAUUCUGGUCAGAGCAGCCCGACAUCGACGAAGGAUUUCAAAAAAUUUGUGGUAAUCAGAGUUGCUGGUGAUGAGAAGAAUGAGGCGGGUUUGAGUCGUUCUCUGGGAAAUAUCAAUAUAAACGGGAAAAGAUUGGUUUCCGACAGUGGUCAUUUGCAUAAAAAGGUCUGUCUAUCGGGUGAAGUCAGAAUUCCUCACGCAAGAGUGAAAACCAGCAACGGCGACACAGUCACGGAGGAGAAGAAAGUUGAGAAAAUCGAUCCUAAACUGUGCUCCAAGUAUCCAGAAUUGUUUGAACCGCACACGUUCGCACCCAAGGAUCUCUUGGCAUUGCUGAAAAAUUUGGAGCACGAGAUCAGCGUGUGCGAGACCAGCUUGAAGGACGAAAACGACAAAAGAAAUAAGUACAAGAUCGAUGAUUGCCGGAGAACGCACAAUUACGACGAAUUCAUUUGCACCUUCCUCUCGAUGCUUGCUCAGCAAGGGAAACUAGCGGAGUUGGUCCAGCAACAUUUAACGUUAAAGAAGCACUCUUCCGUUUCGGUGAAUAGAGUUCACAGAUCAUCGAAAAAAUCAGAUACCCGUCAGAACUCCUCACGCAGACGUCGUGGUAGAACAAAAUGUAAAAAGCGAAAGUAAUUUUUAACUAGCGUAGUUUUAAAGCUUAGGGCAUUCCGUCUGUUAAGCAUUAUUUGGAUUGUUAUAAUCCAUGGGCAUCCAUGAAAUCCUAUAGAAACCACUUGAUAGUUUUACAAAAUCAUGUAGAGGCCAUAUAUCUAUAACAGAGCGAUUCUAUCUAAAUUAUACGUGAAUACUUCAGAGAGUGAAUUUAGAGUCCGAAACAAGAAGCAAAAGU
Atta colombica is the source of this 2097-nucleotide messenger RNA. RefSeq names its product ubiquitin carboxyl-terminal hydrolase calypso (gene calypso). Gene Ontology annotation, molecular function: cysteine-type deubiquitinase activity. The transcript is spliced from 8 exons. Gene Ontology annotation, cellular component: cytoplasm. Lineage: Eukaryota; Metazoa; Arthropoda; Insecta; Hymenoptera; Formicidae. The record is from RefSeq and is a predicted model, not a curated record. Gene Ontology annotation, biological process: protein deubiquitination; ubiquitin-dependent protein catabolic process. Bases 57 to 1880 code for a protein of 607 amino acids.